This is a messenger RNA of Opisthorchis viverrini, 597 nucleotides long. RefSeq lists its product as hypothetical. The transcript is spliced from 3 exons. Bases 1 to 597 code for a protein of 198 amino acids. Lineage: Eukaryota; Metazoa; Platyhelminthes; Trematoda; Opisthorchiida; Opisthorchiidae. The record is from RefSeq and is a predicted model, not a curated record.
AUGAGCAGCAGCGAAAUUGGCGAAAUCCCAAUACGUCAGGUCGGCAGCAACGCGAAGCAAGAUACCCGGAUCUGUUGGACGAAGCUUGUCCACGAGCAAAAUAUCCACCUUGAAGAGAGAGAAAAGAAACGUUUACACAAUUUAGAAAUUGGUGUCCGAAGGAGACUUAUUUCGGAAACGGUUGUCUUUGGAUCAUCUUGGUAUAGAAUGAGAGGAGCAUUCGCGGGUAGUCCAGCGCGUUCACGCAGAACCGGCUCCAAUGACAUAAAUACGUCGUCGGCAGCCAACUCCACAUGGCCGCAAAAUGUCAUAGACCAAGAGAUUGGGUCAAAGUAUUUGAGAAAGAAUAGGCGCUUAUCGGCGACUGGUUCCUGCUGCUCGGUGAUCGGUGGCGAUCCGAUUCGACCGAAAUUCGGUGAAUUUGGUCGUUGUGCCAGUAGCGUUAAGGUGGCUUUGGCUGAACAGCUCCAAGUUUGCGAAUCACUGUCUGCAUUGCACUGGAUGAAGAAUCCUAGAGAACUGGUCUCAGGAGGAUGGAAGAUAAUCAGUAUCUUCCAAGGAAGACAACGAAUCAUCGUACCACCUCCACAUAUCUGA